CCGAAGGCGGUGAAAAGGCCAUACUGGUGGAUGAGCAAAGCAUCUUGCAAACAAGAAAUGGAACAGACUGAAGGCGGGGAAAAGGCCACAGCUUGGCGGACGAGCAAAGAAUCUUGUAAACAGGAAAUGGAACAGACCGAAGGCGAGGAAAAGACCAAAGUUUGGUGGAAGAGCAAAGAAUUUUUCAAACAGGAAAUGGAAAUGACAAAGACGGAAGGUGGGGAAAAGCCUACAGCUUGUUGGACGAGCAAAGAAUCUUGUAAACAGGAAAUGGAACAGACCAAAGGCGAGGAAAAGGCCACAUCUUGGUGGACGGGCAAAGAACAUUGCAAACCCGAGAUAGAACAGACUGAGGGCAAGGAAAAGGCCACAGAAUGGUGGACGAGCAAAGAAUCUUGCAAACAGGAAAUGGAACAGAUUGCUGCUUUUAAUUCUUGCAUAACUCAACUAUUUCUACUUCCUUCUGGUUUUGGAUAUCUGCGGCUCCCAAAGCAAUCUUACCUUCCUUUUGAGGUUGCCAUCUUGUGUUGGAUUUACUACUUGGGCUGCUGA
Molecule: messenger RNA, 552 nt
Organism: Eucalyptus grandis
Lineage: Eukaryota; Viridiplantae; Streptophyta; Magnoliopsida; Myrtales; Myrtaceae
Exons: 7
Coding region: 31-552 (173 amino acids)
Source: RefSeq, a predicted model, not a curated record